AUGUUCACCUCUUCUUUUAGUCCCCCCUUUUCUCCCACUUCCAAAUCAUUUUUUUUUUCAUUUUCCUUCUCUUUCCUUUUUAUUUCCAUCUCUCUCUCUCUUCAUUGUUUUUGUCGAUUUCUUUUUCCAGACUCUACACGAACUUCAUCUCAUUCCUUUUCCAUUGACUCUUUUGAUUCCUUCUUACUUCGCCAAAAUUUGUUCGUUUCUUUUAUUUUUAAAUCUCUUUCUCUUCUUUUUCCCUUUUCUUUCUCAUACUUUUACCUUUGCGUUCUCUCUUUUCCUCUCUUCUUUUCAAUUUCUUUUUCUCAUCAUACUCUUACUUUCUCGUUCUCUCUAUUUAUUACUUCUAUUUAUAUCUAUUCUUUUCCCUUUCUUUCUUUCUUUCUUUCUUUCUUUCUUUCUUUCUUUCUUUCUUUCUUUCUUUUUCUUCCAGUUAUCUUCUUUUCCUCCUCAUACACUUACCUUCUCGCUAUAUUUCUUUUAUCUAUCUUUUUUCUUUUUCUUUUUCAUCAUACUCUUAAUUUUUCGUUCUCUCUCUCUUUCUCUCUCUCUCUUUUUCUCUCUCUCUUUCUCUUCCUCAUACUCUUACAUUUUAAUUCUCUACCCCGUCUCUCUUUUCAUCUUUUUGUUCUUCCAACAACCCAGACUGCUUUUUUUUCACCAUAG
Molecule: messenger RNA, 669 nt
Organism: Acanthosepion pharaonis
Lineage: Eukaryota; Metazoa; Mollusca; Cephalopoda; Sepiida; Sepiidae
Source: the annotation of a GenBank genome assembly